GUGGCACGGCACGAAUGUUUGGUUCAAUACGGCACACAUUGCGUGCAGGGGCGGUAUCUGGUUUCCCCCUCUCGCAGUAAUAAGCAGUGUACUUCGGUGUCUCCCUUGUUUCCACCCACAAGGGACCCUGCGGCCGCUCCGCCUCCUCUCUCCCGCUGGUAUAAAGACAGUCAGAGCCGCUCCCUCAGCUCGUACUUGGGUUAACAUGGCGGUUUAGAUCAUUCUGAAGUCUGAAUUGGGGGGAAAAGCCCAGCAACAGUCCCGGGACGAGAGUCAGUUUCACAACGGGCCAGGGGACAGGCACGUUUCUGACGGAGAAACCAUCUCACGAUUGGGCCAGCUUCUGACUUCUAGUGGCCAUAGCGGCGCAUCCUGGAGUUGACCAUCCCUGUCUGCCAAGCUGGACACUUAACUAUGGAAUGCAUUCACCUGCUGAUAACUCCAACCAUAAGAAACUGUGUUAUCACUGCCCGGAGAAGUAUUAGUUAGCAGUACAACAUCUCCAAACACUAGCAAGCACUUUUACGGAAGAAAACUACAGUUUACAGAGCUUAGCUUGGGUUGUGUGUGUGCGUGUUUGUGUGUGAGUCUGUCUGUGAUUCUUCCAAUUCACUUCUGUGCACAUACUUGAAACCUAAAAAUCCAAAAUGGUGCUGGAGAAUUACUUGUGGAUGGUGAUAGUGGGCUUCAUAAUAGCCUUUAUUCUUGCUUUCUCUGUGGGUGCAAAUGAUGUGGCCAAUUCCUUUGGUACUGCUGUUGGCUCUGGUGUCGUGACACUGCGCCAGGCUUGCAUCCUGGCUUCCAUUUUUGAAACAACUGGGUCUGUACUGCUUGGAGCAAAGGUUGGAGAAACUAUCCGGAAGGGAAUCAUCGAUGUUAACCUGUACAACGGAAGUGAGCAAGUGCUCAUGGCUGGUGAAGUCAGUGCAAUGGUUGGUUCUGCAAUCUGGCAACUCAUUGCUUCAUUUUUGAAGCUUCCAAUAUCAGGCACACAUUGCAUUGUUGGAGCCACCAUUGGUUUCUCACUCGUUUCACUUGGUGCUCAGAGUGUCCGAUGGAUCCAGCUCGUCAAGAUUGUUGCCUCCUGGUUCAUUUCCCCACUUCUAUCUGGGAUCAUGUCUGGAGUGCUCUUUAUCCUGAUUCGAUUCUUCAUCUUGAAAAAGGAAGAUCCUGUGCCGAAUGGCCUACGUGCACUCCCGCUGUUUUAUGCUGCUACUGUAGGGAUAAAUACCUUCUCAAUCUUGUACACGGGAGCACCAUUGCUGGGAUUGCACAUACUCCCCAUCUGGGCAAUGGUGCUAAUCACCCUUGGUGGAGCGCUGCUGUCUGCACUCGUGGUGUGGCUGUUGGUAUGCCCCUGGAUGAAGAGGAAAAUAGAAAGUAAACUAAAGGAGAAAGUGCUGUCCAGAAUAUCCAAUGAAAGCCUUGAUAAAAGCCAAGACGAGGAAACGCCAGUAUUUAAAGAGCUGCCUGGUGCAAAGGCAGCAGAUGAGUCUAUGCUGCCUCUCACUAGUGGAGUCACUGAGGCUUGUGGUGGUGCCUCAGAUAGCCAUGUCAUCACUGCAUCAACAGGAGUUUCAAAUGGUAGAGCUGCAUCCCUUACAAAUGGCAGCAUAAAAUCUCCUUUUUCCAAUGGUACAUUUAAUUUCGAAGGGCACACAAGAAGUGACGGUCACGUAUACCACACAGUCCACAAAGACUCUGGACUAUACAAAGAUCUUCUGCACCGAAUGCAUUUAGACAAGAUCACUGAUGAUCGGACACAACCAGAGAACUCCUACAGGCUUCUCCGCCGCAAUAACAGCUACACCUGCUACACAGCCACUAUUUGUGGCAUGCCUGUCCAGCCAGCCUUCAAGUCCUCAGAUUUUGUAGGGGUGGAAGACAGUGAGAAGCUUGUAGAUGAUGUGGCCUCCUACUCUAAGAAGCGGCUCCGUUAUGACAGCUAUUCCAGCUACUGCAAUGCAGUAGCUGAAGCAGAGAUUGAGGCAGAGGAAGGAGGGGUGGAAUUGAAGCUGGCCAGUGAGCUGAGUGACCCCCUGCCCCCGGCAGUGAAUGCUGUGGAUGAAGAUGGAGAGGAGAAGGAGAAGCCCCAAGUUCAUCUGCUCUUUCAUUUCCUCCAAAUCCUUACCGCUUGCUUUGGAUCAUUUGCACACGGUGGUAAUGAUGUUAGCAAUGCAAUUGGUCCUCUGGUUGCUCUGUGGCUGAUCUACCAAGAAGGAGCUGUGCUGCAGAAUGCCUCCACACCAGUCUGGUUGCUGCUAUAUGGUGGCAUGGGCAUCUGUGCUGGUCUCUGGGUCUGGGGUAGACGAGUCAUUCAGACCCUGGGCAAAGAUCUCACUCCCAUCACCCCAUCUAGCGGGUUCACUAUUGAGUUGGCUUCGGCGUUCACAGUUGUGGUUGCUUCCAAUGUUGGACUUCCUAUCAGUACCACACACUGCAAGGUUGGAUCUGUGGUGGCUGUGGGAUGGAUCCGAUCGCGCAAAGCUGUGGACUGGCAUUUAUUUCGUAAUAUCUUCCUGGCCUGGUUUGUGACUGUCCCAGUCUCUGGUCUCUUCAGUGCUGCUUUUAUGGCACUCUUUGUAUAUGGAAUAUUGCCAUAUGUUUAAAUUUGUAUUUUAAGAAUAUUUUUAACCAGCAGUGUGAGGUUUCCCUCCUUCAAUAUAGCAGUCCCACCCACUACCAAAAGCUGGUUUAUUCCUUUUUUCUUUCUGUUCGCUGUUUCAAGAGGAAUUAAGCAGCUAUAAAUUAAUUUUGUAUUUCCAUCUUAUCUGUUUUCUCACAGACUGUAAAUUACACUACAUAUGCUCAUUUUGAUAAUUUGGUAGCUUGUAAUGGCAAAGCCUGUUUCGUGGUGUUUGUGGAAUGAAUGGUAUUGCUUGGAAGAUUUUGUCUCCACUGAUGCUGUAAAGAUGCUGUAUAUAUUAUUCAUCACUGGAAAACUUUUCUUAGUUUGGACCUAAGAAAGAAUUUUUAAAAAAGAUACUCUACUGUGCUUUAGUAAAAUUAUCCUACUCAUCUGGAAUAAGGUACAAAACCCCAUAUCAAUAAUUUGCCUUUUUUUUUGCAAGGCACAAUUCUCCAUGCAUACCCUGCAUACUACAAACAUCAUAAUCAGAAUGAGGAGAGGUUCAUUGUGUUAGGUUUCAUGGAAACUUGAUUUCAUCUUAUAAGAUUGACAGUUGUAUUAUAUUGUAAUUUCCAAUGUAAAUACUAUCUAUAUAUAAAAAAAGAGAUUUGGGGU
Molecule: messenger RNA, 3244 nt
Organism: Pristis pectinata (smalltooth sawfish)
Lineage: Eukaryota; Metazoa; Chordata; Chondrichthyes; Rhinopristiformes; Pristidae
Gene: slc20a2
Product: solute carrier family 20 member 2
Exons: 11
Coding region: 648-2609 (653 amino acids)
Biological process (GO): phosphate ion transmembrane transport
Cellular component (GO): membrane
Molecular function (GO): phosphate transmembrane transporter activity
Source: RefSeq, a predicted model, not a curated record